This is a messenger RNA of Leptinotarsa decemlineata (Colorado potato beetle), 1402 nucleotides long. RefSeq names its product cell cycle control protein 50A (gene CDC50). Gene Ontology annotation, cellular component: Golgi apparatus; endoplasmic reticulum; plasma membrane. NCBI's taxonomy places the organism in Eukaryota, Metazoa, Arthropoda, Insecta, Coleoptera, Chrysomelidae. The record is from RefSeq and is a predicted model, not a curated record.
AAGUCUGAAUUGGAAUAGGCGAAUAGUUAGUUGCGCGUUAGAAAAUGCCAUAAAAUUUCAAUUUGAAUAGAUUGAAUAUCAAUUGAUUCUUUUUACGGGUAGCUUUGGCAGGCGUCAUGUGAUGUGGUUUAAUAGUGUGUGUUGACAUAAAACAAAUGAUAAAGGAAUACUAUAGUGCAUUCAAACAACAGCGGCUACCAGCAUGGCAACCUAUAUUAACUGCAGGAACUGUCCUGCCAACAUUCUUCAUUAUUGGAAUAGCUUUUAUUCCCGUUGGUAUCGGCCUCCUCUAUUUUUCAGAUGAAGUGAAAGAACAUGUGAUUGAUUACACAGAUUGUUACAUGACCACUGGAACUAACAAGAGCUGGACAACGACAAAUGAAACCUGUGCUAGCAUUAUUCAUAACAAUACAAAUCAAGAAUGUAUCUGUAGAGUGAAUUUCAUUCUUGAUAAGGACUUUGAGGGUAAAGUUUUUAUGUAUUAUGGUCUGAGUAACUAUUACCAAAACCAUCGUCGAUAUGUUAAAUCUAGAGAUGAUAAUCAAUUACUUGGAAGAUUGGAUGCUGAUCCUUCAGGUGACUGUGUCCCAUUUGCUUAUGUUAAUCGAAGCAACAACUCGAAAAGACCCAUUGCACCCUGUGGAGCCAUAGCUAACUCUAUGUUCAAUGAUAAACUCACCUUAGAAAUGUGGGAAAAUGCUGAGAAGCAACCAAUAGAUGUUCCCUUGCUCAGGACACAAAUUGCCUGGGAAUCUGACAAAAAAAUUAAAUUUCGUAAUCCGGAAGGUGACUUGAAGAAAGCCCUUUCAAAUUUUGAGAAACCCAUAGCAUGGAAAAAACCAAUAUAUGAACUUGACUUGGAGAAUCCUGACAAUAAUGGCUUCCAAAACGAAGAUUUCAUAGUUUGGAUGAGGACCGCUGCAUUGCCAAAUUUCAGGAAACUUUAUCGUAGAAUAGAUCAUACUAGGGAUAAAUUCGCUCAUGGAUUAGUGAAAGGAAAUUACACUUUAAUAGUUGAAUAUAAUUAUGAUGUGAGCACCUUUGCUGGAUCGAAAAAAAUGAUUCUAAGCACCACAUCCUUGCUGGGUGGUAAAAAUCCUUUCCUAGGUAUAGCUUACAUCGUAACAGGCUGUGUCUGCCUUCUAUUGGGCAUUGCCUUACUCUUCAUUCAUAUCAAAUGUGGUAAGAGCACCAGCGAAAUGAUAAAUGUUAAUCCAAGGACACCUUAUCAGUAAUAGAUUUUAUGUCAAAUUUGUUCUUAGAAGAAACUGAAUUGAUUUUGUUUAUUUUUAGGCAAGAAAGUUUUUUAUUUCCGGUAACGUGAGAUGUAUGUAAUCUGAAAUGCCAAAUAGUUUUAACAUUUGGUGCUUUCCUAAUAUAGUUGACACAAAGUGGCCUUCAA